GCGACAAUCCAUUUUUUAUUUUUAUCUUUCUCCGUCUUCGAACAACUUAAAACUUUUAAUCUAGCUAAGUAAUGAAAUCAUCCUCGUGCAAGGUAACUCGGCAGGAAGCCAACAUCAAUUGGAUGCUAGCUUGCUCCAAUCCAACUCCGAUCGCAUUUUUUCGAUAUAUAUUUCCAGCACAUCGAGUUAAAGCAACUGAUAAAUAUCGGAGUACCCUUAACCUGGCCUUGAAUACUACUGAUAAUCAGGAACUUCGGAAUAAACUAAAAACAAUGAAAGAAACGGUUGAUGAUGCAAGGAUUUUACGUGAUUGGGAAACAUGGAUGCAGGAGAAAACAGCGAUUUUAGUUCGUCGUGGUGUACGUAAUACCAAUCUUAAUCUUCAUGAGGAGAUAAACACGUUGUCAUUAAGUAAGGAUGAGCCAUCGGUAAAAAACACGAAAGAUCAGGAGGAAGAAGAUCAGGAGGAAGAAGAUCAGGAGGAAGAAGAUCAGGAGGAAGAAGAUCAGGAUGAAGAAGAUCAGGAUGAAGAAGAUCAGGAUGAAGUAGAUCAGGAUGAAGAAGAUCAGGAUGAAGAAGAUCAGGAGGAAGAAGAUCGGGAAGAAGAAGAUCGGAAAGAAGAGGGGUCCGCAGAUGAGAUCGAUAAAUCCUUUAUGGACAAGGGAAAUAAUGAUAUUGAUAAUAUUAACUUCGUGGAACGUAUAGAAGAAUCCAAGCCAAUGUCAUCAACCUGUCAACGUCCGUGGGUCCUCCGUAGUGGCACAAACGUAGGAGAUAAAUUGUCAAGUUGCGUCAAGACGAUUCCUGAGGCCCAAAAAUGUUUGAACCUCGCAUAUUGGAAUAUACUUGACUUGACCGAGGACACCCAAAUAAAAUCUCUUUUCUCGACGAAUGACUGGGAAGAAAUGGUUGAAAGUUUCAAUAAUGAAGUUAAAUUGGUUGAAUCGGAUUUUCUUGAUGUAGUAGAGUAUUUUUUCGAUGAAGUUGGACAAAUUACAAAAAAAGAUGAUAAGGAUAUCAUCAACGCGAUCGAUAGAUUAACCCCAGAAAUUAUUGAAACGAAUCGAAAAAUAAAGCUUAGCGAUGAAGAAAAAAAUGUUAUUUCAAUUUUAAGACGGGCUGUUGUCACAUAUGCGGAAAAUCUAGAAAGAGUUGAUCUUCCCAUUUCCGAGGCUGACUUUGACAACGCAUUUCCCAACAUGCUUGCAAAAAGAUUCUUAAAUAGGGAAGAACUAAAGAUGGAUGUUGGGGAAAUUGCAUGCUGGGCGUCAGCUUGUCGCCGAAAUGAAGGUCGUUCCGUCGUUCUCAGAGCUCGCAUUGGACAAAAGUGCGAUUUUCGAGGAACUUUAAAAAAGAGUAUCAACAGGCUUGAGGCUCUCAUAGGUCUCAGAAGUGGUGGACUCCCGGAGCCUCAUCGAAAAAAAAUUUACGAAGACAAAGUUGAUCUAAGCGUGGCAAUGCGGGAUGUCUUAUAUACAUUCUUUAGAGAGAAUUCUAAUGCGCCUAGCUCUGAAAUUCAUUCCACAUUUGUCUUUGGAAUACACUCAUGGGGAUGGGUUCAUAAUAUAUAUGGGAUGGACUGUAAAGCGACGAACAUACUACGGCUUGGUAGUAUUUCUCAUUCAAAGAUGCCCAACACCCUAAAAAUGCUCCCAGUACUCGAAAGUUUCUAUGUACUUUUCACGGAUUUGCAGGAUACGUUGAGUACUAUUUGUGAACACACAAAUAGUGUUUCGCUUGCACAUUCACUUAUACACAGAAAUCGAAAAAGGAAGAAUCCGGAAAAAGCUGGUGAGAAAGGAGGAUCGUUUGGAAACCCUUCACAAACCCCAAAUAAGAAGAGUAGAAAAUUGAAUUAUGUAGAUUCUUCCUUAAAUUAAAGUCAACAUAAUUUAAUUAAGUACAUUCCGAGAUUGUAAUUAUUUUUUCGCGUCAUAAUUUGUAAUAAACUAAAAUUUUAAAGGCAUUUUAUCACAU
This is a messenger RNA of Rhizophagus irregularis DAOM 181602=DAOM 197198, 1977 nucleotides long. RefSeq lists its product as uncharacterized. The record is from RefSeq and is a predicted model, not a curated record. Lineage: Eukaryota; Fungi; Glomeromycota; Glomeromycetes; Glomerales; Glomeraceae.